AUGCGAGAUGCGGCAUUUUGCGACGUAACUCUGCGACCACACGAAGGAGAAGCUCUUAAAGCUCAUCGCUGCAUUCUAGCAACAUGGUCACCAGUUUUCGCGAAAAUGUUCAGCAGUGGCUUGCAAGAAGAGAAGAAGAGCUCCGUUCACAUACAGGAUACAGACGGCCCUACAUUAGAGAAGCUGAUUUCGUUCAUGUAUUCUGGCGAAUUACCUCUGGAAACGGCAACCAUGCAGGAAGUUAAACUGCUAGUGGCAGCGGAUAAAUACCAAGUUUUAGAGCUCAAAGAACACUUGUGCUUGUCUCUGUGCAAAUUCCUAAGUGAUGACAUUGUGUUCGAGGCAUUCAAAGUAGCUGACAUGCACGAUGCCCCUUCAGUGCGGCAAGCCUGUGCAGAUUAUAUUCUCAAGAAGAUGGACCGAAAAGCAAGCUCCCCUAUUAUAAUGGAAAUGCUGCUUGGGGAAGACCCAUAG
This is a messenger RNA of Closterium sp. Yama58-4, 474 nucleotides long. Lineage: Eukaryota; Viridiplantae; Streptophyta; Zygnematophyceae; Desmidiales; Closteriaceae. The record is from the annotation of a GenBank genome assembly.